AGAGGAGGGCUUUAGAGAGAGCCCCGGCGUUCAUUGUUGCCUCAGAGCGACAGACCCGCCGGAGAGUGUGUGUUCAUGUAGGCCUGAGUGUAAUGACUAAAAGCAUCAGACGCCUCAGCUGUUGAUACAGCCCGAGAGUGCGAGCGCGAGAGAGUGCGAGAGCGAGAGAGCGCGAGAGCGAGAGAGUGCGAGAGCAAGCGCGAAAGCAAGCAAGGGAGUGUGCAAGUGCAAGAAAGGGAAGAAGGAAGGAUACCACAAACAUGCUGUGCUGUAUAAGAAGAACAAAGCCGGUUGAGAAGACCGAAGAAGCCGACCAGGAGAUCAAGCAAGAUGGCACCGCCAAACCGGAGGACAAAGCCCACAAGGCGGCCACCAAGAUCCAGGCGAGCUUCCGCGGACACAUAAUCCGGAAAAAAAUGAAGGACGACGACAAGGAGGACGGUCCGGCGGCGGCCGAGGCCAAACCCGAGGAGAACGGCGAGGACAAAACGGAGGAGAAGGCCGCCUCUCCGACGGCAGAGAAGCAGGAAGACGCCGCCAAGGAGAAGGAGAAAGCCAAGAGUUCUGUAAACUCUCCGGUGACGGAGGAGAGCAAGACCGAAGCUCCUGCCACCACCCCGUCAGAACCCAAACAGGAAGAGGCCAAGGAAGCCGAGAAGCCGAAGGAAGCCGCGAGCGCCGAAAACGCCGCUGAGAAGUCCUCGGAGAAUGUAGAGGUCGAGAAGAAGGUGGAGGAGAAGAAGAAGGAAGAACCCAAACAAGCCGACGUGCCUGCCGCCGCCAGCGAGACGGCCGCCAGCGAAGCCGAAGCGAACCAAACGCAAGACAAACAAGAUGGUGCAGAAAACUCCGAGCCUGCAGAGGGCGCCGUCUCAGAGCCGGCCAAGGACGGGGACCAGGCAGAGAGCGCUUAAGAAGACCAGACGUCGUAAAACCAUAUCAGAUAAUUAAACGGCUGCUCUUUCGGCCUCUAAUGGUUCAGACAGUCGGUCCUAAUUCGUUCGGUCCUCUAUAUUUUCUUUCGUGUGGCAAUGAUUUUCUUACAUCUUGGGGAGGGGGGGGGGUCGCGAUUUCCAUACGCAACUUCCAGGCUCGAGCUAGCAGCAAGCGUCCGAGCGAACGCGGCUGCUACGACGGUCGUCUACGUCACCAAAGGACGGGCGGGAACGUUUCGUACUCCGACCCGAACCCGUCCGAAUCCGGUUUGCAUUUCUAGCUAAAAUCCCCACGUUCACGUUUCUGCCUUUUUCCAUUUAGCCUGGUAGUUAGUGCGCUGCUCUUUAUUAGGGAGAAGUAUUACGUGAUUCCCUUUCAGUGUUUUCUCGCGGACGCCUCGUUUCACCGGCGUUUCAUGGAUAGCUUGAACCCAUUUGAGUCAUUUGCAUGGGAAUUUCUCUCCUGAGAGGGAAGAACCUCCUCGCGGUCACGAGUAACCAAAACGUUGUGGCUUUUUUCUCGAUGUCCUCGGUGUUGUUAAUGGCGGUCUGAUGAUUUCGAUUGGAAAAACUUCUGCUCUGAUGUUGAAAUAUGAACGAGAAAAUCCAAACAAAAGAAUAAAAAAAUAUGAAUAAUUAUAAUAAUAUGAAUAAUAAUAAUAAUCUGCCUUUUCCUUUGUUUACGUGAGUGAAUGUCCAGUUUCAACCUAAAAGGAGAUCAAAUGUGGAAAAAAAUAAAAAUUUAAAGUUUCAAUGUCAAUGUUUUCAAAAUAAAGAAAUGUGCCAAUUAUCAUCACAA
Molecule: messenger RNA, 1734 nt
Organism: Trichomycterus rosablanca
Lineage: Eukaryota; Metazoa; Chordata; Actinopteri; Siluriformes; Trichomycteridae
Gene: gap43
Product: growth associated protein 43
Exons: 3
Coding region: 261-914 (217 amino acids)
Biological process (GO): regulation of growth
Molecular function (GO): protein binding
Source: RefSeq, a predicted model, not a curated record